UGGAUUAUAUGAAGAUUUAGAAAAAUUUGCUGAUAUUAUAGAACAAUUAGGAAGAGCUUUUUGGGAGCAAUCGGAGAAACCUUCACUUAAGAAUUUCUUGAAUUUCCAUUUACUCGAAGGCGAUUUUGAACAAGAGAAAAUGGAGCACAGUCAGUACAAGGGUUAUACUGCCACUGUCUACUCUGCUGGUCGUGUGCUGGUAGUGGGAAAGGUUGCGUGCUUGUUGGUGAGCAGUAUCGUAAAUAGUAUAUUAGUAUCUGUACUCACCAACUACCCUGCUGGUCGCGUGCUGGCAGUGGGAAAGGUUGCGUGCUCACAUAGGAAAGGACCAGGUCCUAAAUUUGAGACUUGGUCCUGA
Molecule: messenger RNA, 358 nt
Organism: Funneliformis caledonium
Lineage: Eukaryota; Fungi; Glomeromycota; Glomeromycetes; Glomerales; Glomeraceae
Source: the annotation of a GenBank genome assembly